This is a messenger RNA of Drosophila santomea, 2237 nucleotides long. It is a transcript of the gene Gpdh2, whose product is annotated as glycerol-3-phosphate dehydrogenase [NAD(+)], cytoplasmic. The transcript is spliced from 7 exons. The record is from RefSeq and is a predicted model, not a curated record. Gene Ontology annotation, cellular component: cytosol; glycerol-3-phosphate dehydrogenase (FAD) complex. Lineage: Eukaryota; Metazoa; Arthropoda; Insecta; Diptera; Drosophilidae. Bases 111 to 1187 code for a protein of 358 amino acids. Gene Ontology annotation, molecular function: protein homodimerization activity; NAD binding; glycerol-3-phosphate dehydrogenase [NAD(P)+] activity. Gene Ontology annotation, biological process: glycerol-3-phosphate catabolic process; carbohydrate metabolic process.
CAAAUAAACACUUAGUGCCAAAAGAAUUUCGUAGAAUUUUAAGUCAUUCCAACAAACAGACGAACACGAAACAUUUGAUUGAAAUUCAUACAUCUUUUGGCAAUCUCAAGAUGGACAAGAUAAUGAUUUGCAUCAUUGGAUCCGGAAACUGGGCAACGACUAUAGCCCGCAAUGUGGGCAGAAACGUGAUGAACUCGCAGACACUGGACGAAAAGGUGCCCAUGUACGUUUAUGAGGAAAUCGUUGAGGGUCGCAAGCUCACGGAAAUCAUCAACACCACCCACAUAAAUACCAAGUACAUGCCGAACUUUGAACUGCCGCCAAAUAUUGUGGCCGUGGAUGAUAUUGUGACCACGGCUAGAGAUGCAGACAUCAUAAUAUUCGCCAUUCCGCCGACUUUCGUGAGCAGCUGCUGCAAAACACUGCUCGGAAAAGUGAAGCCCACGGCCCAUGCAGUGUCCUUGAUCAAAGGAUUCGAGCGCGGCGACGAUGGGCAGUUCGUACUGAUUUCCCAGAUUAUAAUGCGGCAGCUAAAGAUUCCUUGCUCCGUCCUCGUGGGCUGCAACUUGGCCCAUGAGCUGGCCCACGACCACUUUGCCGAGGGCACCGUGGGUUGUCGGGAUCAGAAGUACUAUAGGGUGCUCCACGACAUAUUCAGGUCGCCCACUUUCCGAGUGGUGGUCACCGAGGAUGCAGACUGCGUGGAGAUCUGCUCCACUCUAAGGAAUAUCAUUGCCUUUGCGGCUGGCUGCUCAGAUGGAAUGGAGCUGAACGAGAACACCAAGGGGGGAAUCAUUAGGAGAGGAUUCCUGGAGAUGCUCCAGUUCGUGGAUGUUUUCUAUCCCGGCUGCCGCAUGGGAACCUUCUUUGAGUCCUGCGGAAUAUCCGAUUUGGUUACUAGUUGUUAUGCAAAUCGCAAUCGCAAGUUGGCCGAAGCUUUUGUGAAGACGGGCAAGCCCUUGAGCGAACUGGAGCACAUCCUCAUACCAGGACACGAACCACUAGGACCGGUGACAGCGGAGCUGGUGCAUCAUAUGCUCAAGAAGAAGGGCUUGGAGGACAAAUUUCCCCUCUUUACAACCGUGUACAGGAUCUGCACUGGCGACUAUCCACUGCAGCGACUGGUCGAAACCCUGAUUAAGGCGCGCGAGGAUAUCUUUCACCCGCUCCAUACUUUUCAAUUGUAAGGCCGGACUCGUCGAUUGAGGUGUAAUAAGUUUUAAAUAAAAUCAUACAGCAUUGAAAUUCGCAUUCUUACUGCUUAGACAGCCAAAUGGAGCACAUAAGACCGGGUUUUGUCUGGGAUAUGCACUACGCAUAUAAACGAUUUGUUCGAACAAAGGCCCUCGACGUUUGUAUUGUGCGUCUUUUCUUGCUGCAGUUCAAGUGCUCCUUGGCGAAGAGAGUGCACUCCAUUGAAUGCACCAACGCUCCCAGCUGCAGCACAACGAAAAACAACGGAAAUCACUUCAGUCGGGGAUCCGGAUCCGGAUGAAUGGAAAAGAAAGCCGCCCGCUUUUCCAUCUCAUUGUUUUCCAUGGCUCAACUAUAAAUUUAUGUGUGUUUCUCGGUGUCCGGUAGUGAGUUUUUUCUUCCUCGUUUUUUCUGCUUUCACCAUUGUUUUGCGGCUGAAGUGCUUUCCAAUCGGAAUUGAGGAAAUGGGAGCAACCACUGGAGGACUAGUCGAGAUCUCGAGAUCUAGAGUUCACUGAACCAUAUGUCAAACCGAGCACGUGUGUCAGCACAGCACAUUCGGUCAGUAAGCCAGCAUAACCAGCAUCGAUAAGAUCAAUAUUUCUACAAAAAAAAAUAUUUAAAAAAAAAAUGGAUACCAUUUCGUUUACCAACUUUCGAAAAUGUCUAGGAAAGCAGGCAUCUUUCAUCUACCUGCUGGCUGUGGCAUCAUUUAUUCUACUUUCGGCAUGGAUAUUUUACAAACAACCAGAGGCAGCAGCAGCGCACUGCCAUCCAGAACCAAGACUAUGGCAAUUAGGAAAGCAGAUUUAUGACUUUUUCUUGAAGGACGAAAUGCCAAAAAUGGAGCCAAGAGCCAACAUUAGGAAAAAAAUGUGGGAUUUGCUCAAGAAAUUGUACAACGCUUACUAAUUAUGAUCCCGAACUAUGUGCCCAUUGCCAGAUUCCCAGUGGGCCAACAACUUAAUCUGUUCGUGGUCCAAUUCAGUUGAGUUCGAAGUCAAUUUUGAAAUUGUUAUUUAAUAAAUGAUUUAUGCAAUUCA